Messenger RNA from Neohortaea acidophila, 1905 nucleotides. RefSeq lists its product as uncharacterized. The coding region runs from base 97 to 1695 and encodes 532 amino acids. The transcript has a single exon. The record is from RefSeq and is a predicted model, not a curated record. NCBI's taxonomy places the organism in Eukaryota, Fungi, Ascomycota, Dothideomycetes, Mycosphaerellales, Teratosphaeriaceae. Gene Ontology annotation, molecular function: protein-folding chaperone binding; misfolded protein binding. Gene Ontology annotation, cellular component: endoplasmic reticulum. Gene Ontology annotation, biological process: protein folding in endoplasmic reticulum.
CCCGAACCCUCGAAAUAUGGACUGGCCCCCGGGGACAAUGCCAACGUCCUACACAACAACUGCGUCGCAUUGCAUGGGCCGUCAACAUCCACAACCAUGAUACUCCGAUUCUCGUCUCUCGCGCUGAGCGCCCUCUGCCUCUCCUCUGUCCCAUUCGCCUCCGCCUUCUCUGCAUCAGACAUACCCGCCGACACCCCCGUUUCCCAACUCAUUGCGAGCGCGAAUGCGAACCUGGCCCAAGGCAACGCGCAUGAUGCUCUGACGUACUUCGACGCCGCGGUCACCAAGGACCCGAGUAACUACUUGACCAUCUUCAAGCGCGGCGCAACGUACCUGUCGCUGGGCCGCAAUGCGCAAGCGAACAAAGACUUCGAUCAAGUGCUUGUGCUGAAGCCGGGGUUCGAGGGCGCAUUGACGCAACGGGCAAAGUUAAAAGCGAGGAGUGCGGACUGGACAGGGGCGAGGGAGGACUACCUUGCUGCGGGAAAAGCAGGAAGUGAAGACGUCGGUCGGCUGGACGAGGCCGAGGGAGCGGCGAAGCUGGCGGUGGAUGCAGAGAAGGGCGGCGAUUGGGAGGCAUGUGUGACGCAUGCGGGCAUCGCGAUUCUCGUCGCUGGCACAUCUCUCGAACUCAGACAACGGAGGGCAAGAUGCCGAUUCGAAAAGGGCGAGAUCAUGGAGGGAAUUGCCGACCUCACUCAUGCACUGCAAAUCAAUGCGGCAUCGAUCGAACCACAUCUGCAAAUCUCCGCAAUGACUUUCUAUACCCUUGGCGAGACCGACAAAGGCCUGACGGCCAUCUCGAAAUGCCUCCACAACGACCCCGACAACAAGGCCUGCACAAAGCUUCGGAAAUCCGAAAAGGCGAUUGACCGGACGCUCAAGAAGUUCAAUGCCCUGUACGAGAAACGGCAGUUCGCGUCUGCCGCCAAACUGCUGGUCCCACAAGGCGAGAGUGAUCCUGGCUUAUUAAAGAACGUCCAGGACGAUAUCAAGUCAUACCGAGAGCUAGGCUACAUCCACGCCAAAGCCACAUCCGACUCGCUCUAUGCCAGCCUGGUGGAAAAGACAUGCGAAGCUUACAGCGAGAUGAACAACGCCAAGAAGGCACAAGCAUACUGCGAGGAAACGCUCACUUACAACUCCAACUCCCUCCCGGCCUUGUUGAACCAAGCACAACGACAGAUCGACGCCGACGAAUUCGAGCCCGCGUUAGGCACGCUAAACACGGCAAAGGAACACCACGGCAAUCAGGGGAAGAUCCAAGAGAUGAUGCAGAAAGCACAAACCCUGCUCAAGCGAAGCAAGCAAAAGGACUACUACAAAGUCCUCGGCGUGUCGCGCGACGCAGACGAGCGCGAAAUCAAGCGCGCAAUGCGGAAAUUGACGAAAGAGCACCAUCCCGACAAGGCGGCGCAACGAGGCGUCAGCCCGGAAGAGGCGCAGAAGAAGAUGACCACCAUCAACGAGGCGUACGAGGUGCUGUCGGACCCGGAGCUGAAGGCGAGGUAUGAUCGGGGUGACGAUCCGAAUGACCCUUAUUCGCAAGGCCAGCAGCCUUUCCAGGGCAGUCCGUUUGGUUUUGGAGCGGGAGGACAGCCGGUUUUCUUCCAGCAGAGAGGUGGUGGAGGCAGCUUCAAGUUUCAGGGUGGAGGUGGCGGGUUCCAGUUUCCUGGCGGGUUUCCGUUUGGUUGAUUGCUUUUGCUUGUUUGCGACUCUGGGUUUUGGUGUACUGCAUAGCGUGGAGUCGACAUGGUGGAUUGGCUGGCUCUCGAGAAAGCAGUAUGCAAACCUCAAUUACUAUGUCCCUCUCGAGCGUGAACUCACUCGAUUGAAGUGUUGCAAUUACCCGUGGUGAGCCCACGAUAGCGGACAUACACGAUGAUAAGCACGGUGAUAAUACGG